Molecule: messenger RNA, 3877 nt
Organism: Vicia villosa (hairy vetch)
Lineage: Eukaryota; Viridiplantae; Streptophyta; Magnoliopsida; Fabales; Fabaceae
Product: disease resistance protein RGA2-like
Exons: 1
Coding region: 178-2763 (861 amino acids)
Biological process (GO): defense response to other organism
Molecular function (GO): ADP binding
Source: RefSeq, a predicted model, not a curated record
CUUUUCAAUUUCAUUCCUCUUCCUCAUUUCAAUCCUUACUAACACUAUUUGUGUUUUCCCUCCUUCCUCUCUAUUUCCCUUUUUAUCCUCCUCUUACCCACACGUGUUAAAGGCCUAUCUGUCCAAACCCCAAACAAACAUACAUCCCAAGUCAAUCUCUUCUCCUUCCUAGUCAACAUGGCAGACUCAUUUCUGUUUGAUGUUGCAGACUCCCUCUUAGGAAAACUCGCUUCUUAUGCUCAUGAAGAAGCUUCAAAGGCUUGGGGUGUAUUCGAAGAACUACAAGGAAUCAAAGACACUCUGGCUAUUGUCAAAUAUGUACUAUUGGAUGCCGAAAAUAAGAAACACCAAAAUCACGGGCUACAGGAAUGGUUGAAGCAAAUUCAAAACAUCUUGUAUGAUGCCGAAGAUGUAUUAGAUGAAGUUGAGUGUCAAGACUCACGAAACCAGUUUGUUCAAGCUUCUGGCAGCAAGAGGCAGAAGGUAGGACACUUUUUUUCUUCUCCUUUUUUUCGUCUUAGAAUUUCUCAUAGAGUCAAAGAUGUUAGGGAUAGAUUGAACAAGGUAGUUGCUGAUAGGAAUCUAUUUGGACUUGAGAGAAUGAAUGUCAAUGCUAGUGUGGAAAGUAGAGAAAUGAGUUAUUCUCAUGUUGAUGCUUUAGAUGUUAUAGGAAGGGAUAAUGAAAAAGAAGAAAUUAUCAAGCUCUUGUUGAAACCCCGUGGUCACGGCGGUGAGGAUGGUGAUAAUGGUCUGUGCGUGAUUCCCAUGGUGGGAAUUGGUGGGUUGGGGAAGACUACACUUGCCAAGUUGGUGUUCAAUGAUAAGAGGAUGGAUGAAGUUUUCUCAUUGAAGAUGUGGGUAUGUGUCUCUUAUGAUUUUGACAUUAGGAAGAUAAUUGUUAAGAUCAUUAACUCGAGUUCGUCACCGGUUUUAUCUCUUGCUUACCAAGAAAACAUUGACCACUUUGAUGAUGAGCAGCUCGUGAAUCGUCUUAGACAUAAGCUUUUUGAUCAAAAGUUUUUACUGGUUUUAGAUGAUAUAUGGAAUGUUAACCUUUCACAAUGGAAUGAGUUGAAAGAUUUGAUAAAAGUUGGCGCAGUAGGAAGCAAAGUUUUAGUCACGACCCGUAGUAUGUCGAUUGCUUCAAUGAUGGGAACGGUUCCUGCAUAUACUUUAGAAGGUCUUUCUUUGGUUAACUGUUUGUCUCUCUUUGUCAAAUGGGCAUUUAAAGAAGGCGAAGAAAAAAAAUAUCCAGGUCUAUUGGAGAUUGGAAAAGAUAUUGUGAGAAAAUGCCGAGGGAUUCCAUUAGCAGCGAGAACGUUGGGAAGUUCACUGUUCUCUAAAUUUGAUUUAGAUAAGUGGGAGCUUGUAAGAGACUCCGAAAUAUGGAAUUUAAGACAAAACAAAGAUGACAUUUUACCUGUGCUUAAGUUAAGCUAUGAUCAAAUGCCGUCCCAUUUGAGACAUUGUUUUGCUUAUUUUUCCCUUUUUCCAAAAGAUUAUCUCUUUUCUUGUGGUGAAAUUUGUAAUCUCUGGAAUGUAUUUGGAUUACUUGAAUCACCAAAUGGAACUCAAAAGCUAGAGAAUGUUUCAAGAGAUUAUAUUGAUGAGUUACAUUCAAGAUCAUUUCUUCAGGAUUUUGAAGACUUUGGCCACACAUGUGUUUUCAAGGUACAUGAUUUGGUGCAUGAUCUUGCAGUGUAUGUUGCAAAAGAGGGGUUUGUGGUGUUAAACUCUUGUACUAAGAAUAUACCCGAGCAAGCAAGGCAUUUAUCAAUUGUUGAAAAUGAGUCAUUUGGUCGCACUUUGUUCUCCGAGUCGAAAAGUGUGAGAAGUAUUUUGUUUCCCAUCCAAGGAGUGGGUCUUGAUAGUCAAACACUCUUGGAUUCAUGGAUAUCAAGAUAUAGAUACUUGCGUUAUUUAGAUUUAAGUGAUUAUUCAUUUGAGGCUCUUCCGAAUUCGGUUUCUAAAUUGAACCUUCUUCGAGUUCUCAUUCUUUCUCAUAACACCAAAAUCAAAAGACUUCCUGAUUGUAUAUGUGAACUCCAAAAUUUACAAGUGUUAUCAGUCAGAGGAUGCACAGAGCUUGAAGCGUUGCCUAAUGGACUAGGGAAGCUAAUCAACCUUCGACAAUUGUUUAUAACAACAAAGCAAUUUCUUCUGUCACAUGAUGAAUUUGAGAGCAUGACCCAUCUUCAAACUUUGGGUUUUCAUUAUUGUGAGAAUUUGAAGUUCUUUUCCAACCCUGCGCAACACCUCACUUCCCUUGAAACAUUGUUUGUUCAAUCAUGCGGGAGCCUAGAUGCUUUGCCUCUUUAUAUCUUCCCAAAAUUACAAACUCUUUUAAUUUCAAACUGUAAGUUGUUAAAUCCAUGGUUGAACGAUGAAAGCCUUAUCAGAAACUCGAGCUCGAUGAAACAUCUAUAUCUUGGGGAUUUUCCAAAUAUUUUGACAUUGCCUCAGUGGAUUGUAGGUGCUGCAAACACAUUACUUUCCUUGGUGGUUAAAAAUCUUCCAAAUCUUACAAUGCUUCCUGAAUUUUUAACAACCAUGACUUGUCUUAAGAGGCUUCAUAUUGUGGAUUGUCCUCAACUGUUGAGUCUUCCAACUGACAUCAAUCGCCUGGUUGUGCUCGAAGAUUUGAGCAUAGACGGUUGUCCUGAACUGUGCAGAAAAUGUCAGCCUCGAGUUGGUGAGUACUGGCCCGUGAUUUCUCAUGUCAAACAUGUUUUCAUCGGAGAACCAAAAGGAGAGGAGAAUUGAAGUCUAUUCAUAUAUGAUGUAAGUUUUAGAGAAGUAAUUUGUAGAUCAAUCCUUUCUUAAGGAAUCUAUUGGAUGAUGUAUUUGAACACGAGUAACCUAGUACAUAAUGUAGAGUAUUAUUCUAUGCAAAUGAUUCUGUGCAGUGGUGUUACAGUACGUGGUUUACAAGAGAAAAUGCCAAGGUCUUAUACUACUAGAAUUUGGAGCUAUUGCUGCUUUCACUAAUUUCAUUUUCUUUUUUCAAAUUAAAUUCAAUAACCCAUUAUACAAUUGCACCAAUAGCAUUGUUCUCAAUCAAUUUUUUUGAACUUUAUAAGAAUCAAUGUAACUAAAAGAAACUCAAACUUCAUCACCACUCCAAUUAUUCUUUGCCUUUGAACCUGUUGGCCCUUUCUGAAGGCGCCUCCUUUGGUAAUGCCCGAAUUAUAUCUUCGAAACCAUCUUUUAACUUCCCAGGCAAUAUUUUCAAAACCUCCUUUGUUAAUCUUUAUUAUUUGGUCUAACAGCGUAAAGAUUGAAGUCAUUGGAUCCCAAAAUCCAUGAAAAAGACUCGCAUUGGUUGAGGGGAGGUUUAUCUGGUGUUGUGGUGACAACAUGGCCUUAAGUUUUGUAGCCAUCAGGUGCUACUGGUAGCUAAAGAUACUAUGUAGAAUCUUGAGUAGCCGUGACGAAUGCGGUGUUCCAAAGAAGUGUAUAAUCAACCGGUGGUUUUAAACUGCUAUUUGUGGUACUUGAAGAAACAUACUUUGCCACAAGAACAUAUCCAAAAAGAGGUUACUUGUUGGGUUGGCUGUAGCAACCUAAUAUAGAGAAUCCUUGAGGUAUUCAUGUUGGUUCAUAUACUGAGAUGCCUUGAUUGUCAGAGCCACCGUCGAAGGCACCCCAAACUUUCUGAAAUGUGAUUCUUGAGACACUUGUAGCCCACCUGUCUCAAGAAUUCCACCUGCAAAACCAUUACCUGUAUUGUAUGUGGAAAUUCAACACUUACUAAAGUUUGAGUUUUCAUUUUGAAGAAUAUAACACAAGGUGAGCAUGACAUGUUGGAUGCCUUCUGGCCAAGAAGAUGUUGGAAGCUUGAAUGUGUAGUCGAUGGGGCGAGAGCGGAUUAGGUCCG